Amphibalanus amphitrite is the source of this 1299-nucleotide messenger RNA. RefSeq lists its product as uncharacterized. The record is from RefSeq and is a predicted model, not a curated record. Lineage: Eukaryota; Metazoa; Arthropoda; Thecostraca; Balanomorpha; Balanidae. The transcript is spliced from 2 exons. Bases 263 to 781 code for a protein of 172 amino acids.
AGCUACAGCAGCAAAAAGUGCCUACUCAGGCUGGUUGUCCAAGUGUUCAGAAUGCGUCCCAUGAGCGCGGACGUCUGUCGGGCUGGCUGACCCCUCCCUCCACCUUCCGGACAAUGCUAGCCUGGGGAAGGACCUUCAGCGGAGCCAAUCGGCGCCCGUGCCCCUCCGCCCGUGUGGCGCGCGCUAUAUAAAGUCGGCGGCCGGCGGCGAGGACAUACAGUCUCCAGUCUCCUCGCCGUCACCACACCCUCUCUCAGCCAGGAUGCACUUCUCUCGCGUCGCCGUGGCCCUGACGGCCCUGCUGCUCACCGUGGACGCCACCUUCAUCAUCGGCACCGCCGGCACGGUCGGCGUCGGCGCCGCCAGCGCCGGCGUCGCGCUGGCCGGCGUGGCCGGUCUGGCGCUGGGCGCCGCGCUGGUCGGCGGCCUGGCGCUCAGCCGGCGCCGCGGCAAGCGCGACGUGGCCGCGCAGCAGCAGACCGACAUGGUGCUCGACAUGGUGGCCGCCGCCGACGCCUACGGCUGCGCGCUCAAGCUGGUCUGCCUGGUGGAGUCCAAGCCGGAGGACCAGCUGAGCGCCGAGGACGAGCUGAUCCUGCAGCUGUUCGGAAAGGCGCCGGCCGCCGUCGCCGAGGAGCAGGUCAACACGCCGCGCAAGGCCUACUUCUACGCCGCCUACCUGGGCGACUCGCAGGGCAAGGACGCCUGCCAGAAGGUGUUCCACUCCUGCGAGGCCAGCUACGGCCAGAUGAUGGCCUACGUCAGCGCCCUCACCAACUAGGUCUCCCCCCGAGCCGUCAGUAUGACUUGCGUCACACACAUCUCGCCUCAUCUAGAGCUGCUAGUCAGGCUCAUCGUUGUCCACAUCAUCACUGGAGGGGUCGGGGGCUGAGGCCUGGCCGCUGCAGGGCCGGGCAGUCGGCGCGGCAGAGGCGGCCAGGCGCGGUGUGCGCUCCAGCACGCGUCUGAAGUCAGCUUGGCCUGUUCUAUUGUCCUGUUUUCCUAGCGUGCGCACGCGGCGAAUGUGCCCUUUGGCAAAAUUCGCCGCGUGGCAUCGUCUUGUCUCUCUUUGAGACGACGAGCGCUGUGAGGCUUGGAGAGCUGUAUUGUCUUCCGUAUCGACUGGGUUUUCGGCCUCGCCCCACGGGCAGGCUGCAAACAGCUGUUGUUUUACCUUGAGUCAUUUAUCAUUGUGCACAUCGUAUAUGUUGAGAUGCAGAUGGACCGUGUUUUGUGCUGUAUUGUCAAGCAGAAAGACCCAAGUUUUACUUGAGUUCUAAAAUACAAAGUACAAAACAU